Molecule: messenger RNA, 3114 nt
Organism: Cryptosporidium ubiquitum
Lineage: Eukaryota; Apicomplexa; Conoidasida; Eucoccidiorida; Cryptosporidiidae
Product: 26s proteasome regulatory subunit S2
Exons: 1
Coding region: 1-3114 (1037 amino acids)
Biological process (GO): proteasome-mediated ubiquitin-dependent protein catabolic process; regulation of protein catabolic process
Cellular component (GO): proteasome storage granule; nucleus; proteasome complex
Molecular function (GO): enzyme regulator activity
Source: RefSeq, a predicted model, not a curated record
AUGACGUCAGACAAAGAAAAUUUCUCCAAGAAUGAGGAAUCUGGUAAGAAGGAGGGAUUAAAAGAGGGGGAGUCAAUUCCAAAUGUAGAUAUGAUGGAUUUGACAGAGGAGGAUAAGAUUUUGAAGGAGGAAAUAGAUGGUUUGGUGGAGAAGGUAAUAUCAGAGGAGUCUGGGUUUGAGGUUUCCAAGUCCAGUUUGGAAUCUCUUUCGAGCUUAAUAAAGACAUCUACAAGCGGAAUGACAUCGGUUCCUAAGGCAUUAAAGUUUUUGGGAAUACAUUACCAGAGACUAAAAGAGUUUUGUGAUUCCCAAAUUUCCAAGAAAAGCCAACUAUCCGAGCUUUCUUGCGAAAUUAUUUCGGUUUUAUCAACCACUUUAGGGGAUAUGAAAGAGAGAAAAGCCUUAAGUUAUAGACUACUUUCUGGAAACAAGAAAGGAAUCUUGGAUUGGGGUCAGGAAUAUGUCAGAAAUAUAGUAGGCGAAAUUACUUUAGAGUAUUCUGAGAUACAAGCCAACCAAGAUUUACCUGGUGCUUCAGACCAAGAUGUAAAUGUUUCAGAUCUUCUUGAGUUAGUUAAGAUUAUGGUUCCUUAUCAAAUUGAGAAGCACUGUGAGUUGGAAGCCAUUGAUUUACUAUGUGAAGUUGAGCAAAUGGAGACAUUGUUGGAAUAUUUGACUAAAAUUGAUGUUGAACAGAUGGAAAGAAUCGUAUUGUACUUGCAACAACUCUCCCAGUAUGCCAUAUCAGCAGAAGAACAUGAUUUGUAUCUAAAGCUUUGCUUUGAGCUACUUUUAAGCUUUGAAAAGCACUCAUGGGCAGUUUCUGUGGCUCUUAAAUUGGAUGGCCAAAAUUGUAAAGAGAAGAUAUUUUCUGUAAUAGAUGAUAUUAUUUCCUAUGACUCAAAGAGGAGUAAAAUAAAGAAUCAUGAAGCCAAAGAUUCCAACAGUUUAAACUUAUCAGGCAAUUUUAAAGUCUCAGGAUUGAGCAUUCUGAAGCAAAUCUUUUUCCAGCUUGCUAAAUUCUCAAGCAACAUAAACUUGGAGGAACUUAAGAGUCAUUUAAUCAGCAGAGAUUUUUGUAAGAUCUAUGGCGAAUCUGAGCUAUCCAUAAUUGAAGAAAUAUUUUCUAAUGAAUACCUCAGUAAAUUCUAUUUGUUCUUAGCAAAAGAAUUAGAGGUUCUUGAGCCAAAAACUCCAGAAGAAAUUUACAAAACUCAUCUAGAAGAGAAUAGUAGAUAUUCUAGUAGAUCAAUGAUGGUUUUGGAUACUGCUAAACAGAAUUUAGCAUCUACUUAUGUGAAUGCAUUGGUAAAUGUUGGGUUUUGCAAAGAUAAGUUAAUUGGAGAGGACGAUUCAUCUUGGCUUUAUAAGAAUAAGGAUUCUGGUAAGAUGGCGGUGAGUGCAUCAUUAGGGGUCAUUAAUCUUUGGAAUAUCGAUGAAGGUUUGGCUAAUAUUGAUAAGUUUCAGUGGAGUGAUGAUCCAUUCAUUAAAGCUGGAGCUCUGAUAGCUUUUGGAUUGAUUUCCAUUAGAAUCAAGAAUGAUUGUGACCCUUCUUUUGCUCUUUUAUCUGAAUAUAUAAAUUCUGGAGACGAACCAAUCCAAGAGGUGUCUACUAGUGAUGUUAAAGAUGAAGGGGAUGAUGUAAAGAUGGAAGUGGGAAACAAAACAACAGAUAAAUCGAAUGACAAUAAGAUCUCGAUAAUCAAGACAGUAGUUCCAAAUUAUACUAUUAGAAUGGGUGCUAUUUUAGGUCUUGGAUAUUCAUAUAUUGGUACCUGCCGAGAUGAUAUCUUAGAGUUACUGAUUCCAGUCCUAAUGGAUCCUUUUUCAAGCUUAGAAUGCUCUGCUAUUUCUGCUUUAUCUUUGGGUUUAAUAUUCUCAGGAUCAGGAAAUCAGAGCAUUAUCGAGGCUGUUUUGGACCUACUUUUGACAAUUGGAUUCACCAGUGGGGGUAUGGAUGAUGGGGAAUCUAAUAGUGAAAGUAAGAAGAAAUCUUCGGGAGACUCACAAUUAGAGAGUAAUUCUUUCCUAGAUGACCCUCUAAGUAUUCUUUAUGGAUUAUGCUUGGGGUUACUCUUUUUAGGAAAGCGGGAGGCUUGUGAAACUACUUUAGAAGCUCUUUCGGUCAUAACUCAUCCAAUAGGAGCUCACUGCAGACAAACUGUGGUUGGCUGUGCCUACGCAGGAUCGGGCGAUGUACUUAAGAUCCAAGAGAUGCAAAGAGUUCUUGUGGAGGAGACCCUCGCAAAGGGAGGGAAGAAACGAGCAGAAGAAGAGGACCAAAUAGAUGAUGAAGAAUCAGAUAUCUCAGUAUUGGUUUGCGUGUUAAAUAUGGCACUAAUCAGCCUUGGAGAGGAGAUUGGCUCUGAAAUGUCUCUUAGAGCACUUGACAAUGUCCUUCAGUACUCCUCAGUCUUUAUUAGGAGAGCUGUUCCAAUUAGUUUAGCUGCUCUUUCAAUUGGAAACCCCAAGCCAGUAUUAAUAGAUACAAUUUCCAAACUAACUCAUGAUUCUGACCCGGAUGUGGCUUUAAAUGCAAUUUUUGCUCUUGGAUUAAUUUCUGCAGGGACAAACAAUGCCAGAACUGCAAACUUGCUGAGACAGUUAGCCUCUUAUUAUGGAAAAGAUAAACACGCUCUAUAUGCAGUAAGAAUUGCUCAAGGUUUUCUAUACAUGGGUAAAGGUCUCGUAACAGUGAAUCCUUGCCACACAAACAAGCUUCUUUUAAAUCCAAUAAGCCUGGUUUCCAUCAUCACAACCCUUCACCUUGCUCUUAGAUCUAGAACCAUUCUUUUUGGAAAUUAUCAUUAUCUCUUGCUUUCAAUUGUUCCUGCAAUUACCCCCAGACAUGUGAUCACUGUUGACACGUCAUUGGCGCCAGUCCAGACCCUGGUACGUGUGGGGCAGAUGGUAGACACUGUAGGACAAGCAGGAAAUCCAAGAAAAAUCACAGGGUUCCAAACACACAACACUCCAGUUCUUCUCGGGUUUAAUGAGAGAGCUGAACUAGCAACUGAUGAAUUCGUUCCGGCUUGUAGCUCUAUUGAGGAUAUUGUAAUCCUAGAACGAAAUCCAGAGGCUGAGAAUAGUGGGAUUAAUGGAAGUGAUAAAUAA